Paramuricea clavata is the source of this 495-nucleotide messenger RNA. Lineage: Eukaryota; Metazoa; Cnidaria; Anthozoa; Malacalcyonacea; Plexauridae. The record is from the annotation of a GenBank genome assembly.
AUGGAAAGUGAGAUCUUGACUGCUAAUGCUGAGAGCUGUUUAGAAAAGUCUAAACUUACUUCACUUCUUCCAUUGCAUGCCUCAAGUGCUGGCGAGAUUCUUCUUAGUCAUUUCUGGGUUGACAAUUUUGAUUUGGCUACCGACAAGCAGUAUAGUGGUGGUGAAAUUAACAUUACAACUUUGAUAGCAUUUCAAGAAGGGAAAACUUUGGAGGCUCACAAUUUUCAUAUACAUGUGCCAAGAAAAGCCUCACAUAGAAUAAGCAGUGAAGAUCCAGACCCUAUACCAAAUAAAGUUGAAAGUCAAAUCCUACCACCAACAUGCAGCAUAGAAAUCGUCCCAGAGCAAUUUAUUUUUGAUGACAGAAAGUUUUUGACAUUCUAUUUUGCUUGGAUAAUUGCACGGGGGGACAACAGUUCUGAUCAAGUCAUUCCGAUAUUCAGCGGUUUCAUGACGAAUGCUCGUAAGACAACAGAUCCGGUAUUAUUAUUAUAA